Messenger RNA from Electrophorus electricus (electric eel), 789 nucleotides. It is a transcript of the gene mespba, whose product is annotated as mesoderm posterior ba. The record is from RefSeq and is a predicted model, not a curated record. Gene Ontology annotation, molecular function: DNA-binding transcription factor activity, RNA polymerase II-specific; RNA polymerase II cis-regulatory region sequence-specific DNA binding; protein dimerization activity. Lineage: Eukaryota; Metazoa; Chordata; Actinopteri; Gymnotiformes; Gymnotidae. Gene Ontology annotation, biological process: heart morphogenesis; mesoderm formation; regulation of transcription by RNA polymerase II. Gene Ontology annotation, cellular component: nucleus.
AUGGAUACCUGCAGCAUUAGCCUCCCCGCUCAGAGACAGUGGAGCUCUCCUAGCUCAGACUCAGAGUUCUACAGCGUCUCGUCCCCCGAGACAAUCUCCCCCGCUCCGUCAGUGGACUUCAACUGUUCCCCGUCCUUCCGUCCUUCUGGAAGGGCGGUGGCCAAAGCUGAGGAGGUCAGCUCCAAAACGGCCAGCACUCCCGUGUCUCUGAAUUCUGUGGGACCCGUCAGGAGGAGCCGGAGAGCCCGGCUGAAGAACCCGAGCGAGCAGCGUCAGAGUGCCAGCGAGAAAGAGAAGCUGAGGAUGCGGGACCUGACCAAAGCUCUGCACCACCUCAGGACCUACCUGCCUCCGUCGGUGGCCCCCGUCGGCCAGACCCUGACCAAGAUCGAGACCCUGCGACUCACCAUCCGUUACAUCUCCCACCUGUCUGCCCAGCUCGGCCUCAGCGAGGAGUAUCUGUCUCAGAGGCAGCAGGUCGACAGCAUGGACGGCUGGCAAGCCCCACCGGACAUUCUGGGCUAUUUCCAGUGCAGGUCUACCACCAGGGCUUGGGGCCAAGGGCAAGAGCAUGGUGGCUGCAUUGAGCCACCUCCGAUCGGGAGCGGCGUGCACUGCACACGUCAGCAGCCGGACAUGUCCCAGUACCAUGGUCAGCAACCAGAGCCAUUGACAGAUGAAGUCUACACCACUGAUAUAAGCUCUUUACAGCAAGCUCAGUGUGCUCAGCUUACACAGUCCUGUCAGGUUUAUGGCUAUCAGCUUGUUCCGCAUGCCUUUUGGAGCUGA